AUGAACGCCAAACCCUCUGAUCCGCGAACCACUGUGCGGUGGCGCGUUUUCCCACGCUCCUGGAACGCAGCACACGCUGCUGGGACAGAGGCUCCGGGCGUCCGGGGGGGGGGCCGGAUCGGGGGACCGGAUCGGGGGGCCGUCAUGUCCGUCCGGGAGCAGCUUAACUCCGGGGUCUGGAGAACCAGAGAGCUGCGAGAGCUGCUGGAAAACGAAGAACAAAUCAACCGCAUCGUCCGCUGCAGCGAGAAGUUUCAAAGGCUGCAGUGGGCUGCUGAGAAGAUGCUGGUGUCAAAUAAAAAACUGGCAAAAGACAAUCUCUCCCAGAAACCAAAACUUAGAGACGCAAAGUUGCUACUUGCAAUGAAGUACAAGGAGCUGGAAAAACUCAGAAGCCUCGUUCAGGCCAAACAGGAAAGACUCGCAGAAAAAUACAGUAUUCGUCAGGUUAAGGCGUGCCUUGUGCAGAAAAUCAGUCACACGGAGCAGCAGUUAGAGCUGCUGUUCCAGAGGUUUUCAGAAGGAAAGACAACACUGGCCGAUUUCUUAGACUCCUUUCUCAGCUCCCAGAAGCUGCAGCACACCCGGCUGGUUCUGGUGAAGAAGCUGCAGGAGCAGAUCCGGCUCCAAGAAGUGCCCGUUUUUCCCGCGCGUGUCCCAGUGGGCUUCGCCGGUCAGAUCCAGAUGCAGUUCAGCGGCCUGACCUCGGCCGUCCUCCUGCCCGCCUGCUGCCUCCCCCCGGUCCUGCUGCCGCUCUGCCCCCACGCCAGCGCCGCGCUGCAGAGCUCCCAACACUCCCAACACUCCCAGUCUCACCCCGAGGACCCGGGGCUCCCGCCCAGAGGACGAGGCUUCGGGCGGUCAGCGAGGCCGGCCCGCCUCCAGCCUCUGGAGGCCCGGCAGAAAAAGCGCCAGCAGCCCUGA
This is a messenger RNA of Menidia menidia (Atlantic silverside), 924 nucleotides long. Lineage: Eukaryota; Metazoa; Chordata; Actinopteri; Atheriniformes; Atherinopsidae. The record is from the annotation of a GenBank genome assembly.